Messenger RNA from Musca vetustissima, 928 nucleotides. RefSeq lists its product as uncharacterized. The transcript has 5 exons. NCBI's taxonomy places the organism in Eukaryota, Metazoa, Arthropoda, Insecta, Diptera, Muscidae. The record is from RefSeq and is a predicted model, not a curated record. Gene Ontology annotation, molecular function: oxidoreductase activity. The coding region runs from base 31 to 918 and encodes 295 amino acids.
UAAAUUAGCGCCAAAAUUGGGUGCCUUCGAAUGGAUACGAAUUCAGUGAGUCCAUUGCCAGAUGCUCCUUUAGCCAUGAUGGAAAACGAGAAAACACCACCGGGAACACCUUCAGCCAUGGAUAUGCCACCGCCACCAGAUGAAAAACGCUAUGAAGAAGAUCCGGAAAAUGCCUGGAAUUGCGGUUCAUGGUUUGAAUAUCUCCUCAUUGUGAUUCUGUCCACCAUUUUGCUGGUGGGCGUUUUGGUGCUCACACUCUUCUGGGUUAUAUUCUAUCGUGGUGGUUUUGCCUGGUCGGAAAAUCCUGAAUUGCAAUUUAAUUUACAUCCCGUAUUGAUGGUGGCCGGUUUCAUAACAUUCUCUGGAUUUUCAAUUCUUUUGUAUCGCCUGUGCCGCUGCCUGAAACACAUCUACGUGAAACUGGUUCACAUGCUCUUUCAUGCCUGUGCCAUUCCAUGUAUCGCUUUGGGAUUCUUGUCCGUAUUCGAUUCGCACAAUCUAUCCGAGCCGCCGAAACCGAACUUCUAUAGCCUGCACACAUGGUUGGGUUUCGUGACAAUGGGCAUGUUCGCCAUGCAAUUUGUUGUUGGUUUCUUCAGCUUUUUGAUAUUAUUAUGCUGUGAGAACCGCACUUACAAUUGCCGUGCCACCAUGGUGCCAAUCCAUGCCAGUUUCGGUUUGGCCAAUUUUAUGAUGGCCAUUGCGACAUGUGUCACCGGUCUCGUAGAGAAGGAACGUCAAAUGAUUGGCGCCGAGAAUGGUGAAACAGCAUUAAGCACCCGCAGUUCCGAAAUCGAACAUUAUAUUAUGAACUCAUUGGGUAUUGUCUUGGUGGCGAUAGGCAUUAUUGUAUCGGUUGCCGUUAGACGUUCAAAUGCUCCAGCCACUGCCAAAGUCUAUGUUACCGAACGGAUUUAAGUUCGUUGAA